AGUACAAAACUGAAAAAAGUAAAAUAUUAGCAGAACUUCCUAAAAAAAAGAGAGAGUAAAGGCAAGUAGUAUAAACAAGCAAGAGGAAGAGUCGCAUAUUGAGAAGUAGAUUUGGUUUCCGGUUCUUUGAAGAAAAACAAUGGCUUGGGACUUGUUCUUAUGGAUUCUCUCCUUCUUCGUCAGCUUAGCCCUCGUCGCUUCCGUCUUCUAUCAGGUUAUAUGUUUAACGGAUUUAGAAGCGGAUUACUUGAACCCUUUUGAAACAUCAACCCGUAUCAACCGAUUGAUACUACCUGAGUUUAUCCUCCAAGGCUCACUCUGUGUUCUCUUCCUCCUCACAUGGCAUUGGGUCUUUUUCCUCGUGGCUCUCCCUGUAACAUGCUAUCACGCUAUGCUAUACAAAGAGCGACGACAUCUCAUUGAUGUCACUGAAGUGUUCCGUGGUAUUAGCUUUGAAAAGAAGCUCCGUUUCACCAAGCUCGGGUUCUACAUCUUUCUCUUCAUCAUGGUUGUCUUUAGGCUCACUCUCUCAGCGGUCUAUAGCUUCACAGAGGAUGAUGAUCUACUUCACUUGUUUUGAUGUAUCUCUAUUUGUUUUCUUAGUGUGUGAUAGACUUUUAUGACAGCUGGUUCUACAUCCCUUCUUAGUAUUAGUGAAAUUAGGGAUUUAAUCUAAA
Molecule: messenger RNA, 677 nt
Organism: Brassica oleracea var. oleracea
Lineage: Eukaryota; Viridiplantae; Streptophyta; Magnoliopsida; Brassicales; Brassicaceae
Product: protein cornichon homolog 1
Exons: 4
Coding region: 140-580 (146 amino acids)
Biological process (GO): vesicle-mediated transport
Source: RefSeq, a predicted model, not a curated record